UUAAAAUCAACCCUUCUUUCCCAAUCAUCUCUCAGACCUCACAAUCUCUUCCAAAUAAAGAAGAGAUAUUCUAACUUCUAACUCAAAUUGUUCACUUCCUCUGUUUUGUCUUCUUCACCAAAACAACACAAUGAAGAACACAAACAACACCAACACAAAACUCAUCCUCCUCCACCCAUACAUCCAAAAACAAGGAAGCUCCAACCGAUUAUGGCUUCUUGCUUUCAUCUCAAUUCUCACCCUCGCUUUCCUAGUGACUCUCAUAUACACCAGAGAAUCCACCUUCAUCACCACUUCAACAACUUCCUCUGUUAUUCCCUCCCCUGUUUCUGGAUUAGGCUCUGCACCAUUACCAGCCACAGUGAUCAACACGCUCCUCCACUAUGCCGCGAAAUCCAACGACACGUUCCACAUGCCUUACUCCGACCUCAAACCCAUAUCUGAUAUGCUCAGAAAGUGCUCUUCGCCGUGCAAUCUUCUCAUCUUCGGCCUCACCCACGAAACCCUCCUCUGGAAAGCCCUGAACCAUAACGGCAGAACAGUGUUCAUAGAAGAAAACCGCUACUAUGCUGCAUAUUUUGAAGAAAAGCACCCUGGAAUUGAUGUCUUUGAUGUUCAAUACACAACCAAACGGAGCGAGAUGAAGGAGCUCAUAGCUUCAGCGAAAGAGCAAGUAGCGAAUGAGUGUAAGCCGGUACAGAAUUUGUUGUUUUCAGAUUGCAAGCUUGGGCUCAAUGAUCUUCCCAACCAUGUGUAUGAGGUUGAUUGGGAUGUUAUUUUGGUGGAUGGGCCGCGUGGCGAUUGGCCGGAUGCUCCGGGAAGGAUGUCAGCGAUUUUCACCGCCGGCGUCCUAGCCAGGAGCAAGAAGGGCGGGAACCCAAAGACUCAUGUGUUCUUGCAUGAGUUCAAUGGAGAAGUGCAACAGGUUUGUGGGAAUGAGUUUCUUUGCAAGGAGAAUUUGUUGGAGGGGAGUGAGAGUUUGGGACAUUAUGUGUUGGAGAGGAUGGAUGAGACGAGUGUUCAUUAUUGUAAGAAUCACUCGUCGUCUUCGGGGCGAGGGAAUUCUACAUCUACUUAGCACAUAUUGUUUGGUUCCACAUUUGAAAUUCACGUUAGACGUCAAAAUCAUGUUAUCAUGUUUAGACUGCAUGUGCCCAACACACAUCCAAACAUGGUGUUAGUUAUUGUCUCCACUCUACUCAGAAUCAUCUUAGUCACAAUUGGUUCCUCAUCCUUUCUUCUGGGUAUUUAUCAUCCAUUCUUACUCUCCAUUGCUACUUUUUGUUUACUUCUUUGGCUGUUGUUUGUAAAGAAUAAUUCUUUCUUUACCUUUUUCAUUUUAUGGCACUCAAAGUGAAAAAUUGAAAUUUCUUCAAUGGAUGCAAGCUUCCAAAUUCGAUUUA
Molecule: messenger RNA, 1403 nt
Organism: Lotus japonicus
Lineage: Eukaryota; Viridiplantae; Streptophyta; Magnoliopsida; Fabales; Fabaceae
Product: protein IRX15-LIKE-like
Exons: 1
Coding region: 131-1078 (315 amino acids)
Biological process (GO): xylan biosynthetic process
Source: RefSeq, a predicted model, not a curated record